AUGUCACGCUCCGUACUACAUCCGCUGCAGUCGCAACCUUCAUCGACAGAAGUCGGGGCGAUCAACAUCAGCAGUCCACUGGACGUACAGCAUGUUCUGCGAUGGAACAUCGAGCCGCCGCCGCGAGUCGAGGAGACGUUGUGCAGCCUAUUCUUGCGUCAGGCGCAGUCGCAGCCAAAUGCACCCGCGGUCUGCUCUUGGGACGGCAAUCUAACAUAUGCGCAACUGGAUGAUUUGUCUGCAAGGCUCGCAGAUUUGAUAAGACGGCAGGGUGUGAGGCGGGAACAGGUGGUCGCGCUGUGUUUCGACAAGUCUCGAGUUGCUGUCGUAGCGAUGCUGGCGGUCUUGCGGGCAAACGCAGCCUUCGUAAACCUCGGCAUCGCCCUACCACGCCAGAGACAAGCCGCCAUCAUCAGCGCGUCAAACGCGACUCUCCUCAUAGUCGACGCCAGCAAUAGCGACCGUCUCAGCGAACAUGACACAAUCCCGAGCCUGUUGGUAGAUUACGAGGUCAUCACAGCCCUCCCAGGGCCCACGACUCCCCUCCCGGAAGUCGUGCCUUCCGAUGCCGCUGCGAUUACAUUUACAUCAGGCUCCACUGGACUACCUAAGGGCAUCGUUGUCGAGCAUGGCUCGAUAGCGACCACUUGCGAGGCCAUGGCAAACCGCUUGGACCUUGGACCCACCUCACGCGUGCUACAAUUCGCGUCGUACACGUUCGAUGCGAGCGUUGGGGACAUUUUCUAUGCGCUUGCUCGGGGAGCUUGCGUGUGCAGCCCAUCGGAGCGUGAAAGAGUCGAUGAUUUGGCUGCAGUCGCUCGCAAGCUGGAGGUUAACUGGGCUUUCCUAACACCGUCUGUCCUUUCGCUGAUGGAACCGCGCGAUGUGCCCACGUUGCGGCGGCUCCUAGUGGGGGGCGAGAAGCCAGACCCAAAACAUAUCUCACUUUGGGCAGAGAGUGUGUCCCUCCAUCUGGUCAUGGGCCCAGCCGAGUGUGCCAUUUAUUGCGCUGCCAGUGUAGAGAUUCAGCCUGGUGAAGAUACGUCGACCUUUGGCCGAGCUGCCGGCUGCAGACUAUGGGUGGCAGAUCAAUAUGAUCACACGAGGCUCGCCCCAAUUGGCUGCCCUGGUGAACUGAUCGUCGAGGGGUUUUCGGUUGCUCGUGGCUACCUGAACGACGACGAGCGAACGCGGCUGGCCUUCUUGAACGCCGAAGACGUGACGUGGUUACCACGGCAACAUGCAUCUCGCCUAUACAAAUCUGGUGACAUAGUGCGAUUCAACGAUGAAGACGGCACAUAUUCCUUCGUCGCUCGAAAGGAUACUCAGGUCAAGCUCCAUGGCCAACGCGUGGAGCUCAGUGAGAUUGAGCUUCAGCUCAAGAGCAUCAUUCCUGAUGUGGAUAGCGCUCUUGUUAUAUUGAACACAUCUGCGGAGCAGGCUCAUAGAUACCCUCUCAUCAGUUUCUUGGUGUUUACUGGUAGCUCUCCUGCCGUAGCCCGCACGGGUACAGCAACACUCUCGCUGACCACCUAUGGAACGGACUUGUUACGUAAGGCCAAAGAUCAGCUAGCAGCUAUCUUGCCUACCUACAUGAUUCCUACCUUGUUCAUUCCGCUUUUCCAUAUACCUUUCACCGCCAAUGGGAAGCGAGACACUGCAAGGUUGCGCAACAUUUCUCAAGAACUAUCGUACGAGCAGCUCCGAGCCUUUUCACUAACAGAAGAGUCCGAAGGAGAUUCAAGGCCACUAUCACGACGCGAAGAGCAAUUACGGGAGUUAUGGGCUCAAGUACUCCACGUCAGCUCACGUGAGCUUGGAGCUAGUAGCGACUUUCUCAGAGAAGGCGGCGAUUCUCUCGCAGCAAUGCACCUGGUUUCAGCGGCCAUAAAAACAGGUUUGCAUUUACAGACGACAUUGAAGAUGUUUAUCCGUUGA
This is a messenger RNA of Paraphaeosphaeria sporulosa, 1938 nucleotides long. Its product is annotated as acetyl-CoA synthetase-like protein. The transcript has 4 exons. The coding region runs from base 1 to 1938 and encodes 645 amino acids. Gene Ontology annotation, molecular function: phosphopantetheine binding. The record is from RefSeq and is a predicted model, not a curated record. Gene Ontology annotation, cellular component: cytoplasm. Lineage: Eukaryota; Fungi; Ascomycota; Dothideomycetes; Pleosporales; Didymosphaeriaceae. Gene Ontology annotation, biological process: secondary metabolite biosynthetic process; amino acid activation for nonribosomal peptide biosynthetic process.